AGAAUAUAAAAGAAGAGUUUGAAUCUGCUCCAGUUAUUCAACAAUCAACAUUAUAAAAAUAUCUUUGUGUCUUAAACUAUUAUUUAUAGCACAACUCAAGUCUCAAAACUAACAUAUAGUACUAACAUACUAGAAGAAUAAGAGACAAUUGUGAAUUGUGUAAACCUUGUGCCUAAAACCAACACAAAAAAUAUGGCAGAUAAGAAAAUUCCUGAGGUGGUACUAAAUUCAGGGAAAAAGAUACCAACAAUAGGAUUUGGAACAGGAUCAACUCCUCCUCAACAAACUUUGCUUGAUGCCAUUGAGAUUGGCUACAGACAUUUUGAUACUGCUGCUCUAUAUAAUACUGAAGAACCUCUAGGCCAAGCCGUGUCAAAAGCUUUAGAUCUAGGCCUCGUUAAGAAUCGCGAUGAAUUAUUCAUUACUUCUAAGUUAUGGUGUACUGAUGCUCACCAUGACCUUGUUCUCCCAGCUCUCAAAACCACUCUCAAGCAAAAAACUGGGAUUGGAGUAUGUGGAUCUCUAUUUGAUUCACUGGCCAGUGAGGUUUAAACAAGAUGUUGAAGGUUUAAACUUUAAAAGUGAGGAUUUGAUUCCUUUUGACAUAAAAGGAACAUGGGAAGCUAUGGAAGAGUGUUAUAGAUUGGGCUUAGCCAAGUCUAUUGGUGUUAGCAACUUUGGUAUCAAAAAGCUCUCCACACUCUUAGAAAAUGCCAAAAUUCCACCUGCAGUUAAUCAGGUGGAAAUGAAUCCAUUAUGGCAGCAGGGGAAACUCAGAGAAUUCUGCAAGCAGAAGGGAAUCCAUGUGAGUGCAUGGUCAUCAUUAGGAGGAUACAAUCUAAGUUGGGGUUCAUCUGCAGUGAUGGAGAAUUCAGUUCUGCACGAAAUUGCUGAGGCUCGAAAGAAGAGUGUAGCUCAGAUAGCACUAAGAUGGAUAUACGAGCAAGGGGUAACUCCAAUUGUAAAAAGCUUCAACAAAGAGAGGAUGAAAAAAAACACUGAAAUAUUUGAUUGGGAAUUGAACCAGGAAGAUUUAGACAAAAUCAAUCAGAUUCCUCAAUGCAGAUUUCAAAAGGCAGAAAUGUUUGUAUCUGAAAAUGGACCUUACAAAUCCUUGGAAGAGCUGUGGGACGACGAUGUUUGAGUGAAAUUGUGUUUAAAUAAUUGAUGCAUGGGUCAAAAAGUGUGAUGAAUCAUUUCUCUUGUGAGCCUAAGCUAUCAUGAUUCACGCAUACAUGAUUACUUAGGUGCUGAAAUAAUUACUUUACAAUUUAAUCUUUGAGUUAAUCACAUAUUCACAUGUACAAGUUUAUCCUUGAGUGUACUAAUUCUUCUUAAUAUCUUUUUAGUUC
Molecule: messenger RNA, 1352 nt
Organism: Trifolium pratense (red clover)
Lineage: Eukaryota; Viridiplantae; Streptophyta; Magnoliopsida; Fabales; Fabaceae
Product: methylecgonone reductase-like
Exons: 4
Coding region: 410-1144 (244 amino acids)
Cellular component (GO): cytosol
Molecular function (GO): aldose reductase (NADPH) activity
Source: RefSeq, a predicted model, not a curated record